Pogonomyrmex barbatus (red harvester ant) is the source of this 2919-nucleotide messenger RNA. RefSeq lists its product as uncharacterized. Lineage: Eukaryota; Metazoa; Arthropoda; Insecta; Hymenoptera; Formicidae. Gene Ontology annotation, biological process: regulation of transcription by RNA polymerase II. Gene Ontology annotation, molecular function: DNA-binding transcription factor activity, RNA polymerase II-specific; RNA polymerase II cis-regulatory region sequence-specific DNA binding. The record is from RefSeq and is a predicted model, not a curated record.
UUGUUCAUUAGCUGUUAUCCGAUCACGUGACGCAACAUGGCAGAGUCGUCGCGAAUUUCGUAGGGACAAUGUGCAUAGAUUCGACAUUCUCGCGAUUCCCCGGUUGGCCCCGCGCUUAGAACGGACCCCGCUGGACGUCACAACGAUUUGUUUCGAAACUUGUGCCUUCGCGCGUCGCGUCACCGACGAUCAUCCGUCGCUAUUUCGCGCGCCGAGUACCGCCGAAAAUCUCGAACCAGACGCUCGCGUGCGUGCGCGAGGUGCUUCGCAAGCACACAAUUUCGAAUUCGAAUUCUUUCGUGAACACAAUUUCUCCUCGUUUCUCCUGCGCCAAUGUUGCUGUGCGCGAUGUUCGUUUUCUAAACACGAAAGCGCCUUCAUCUCCGUCUUAUCACUCGCGGAAUUUUUAGCCCCGGCUGCUCGCGGAGAUAACCUAUCUCGUAUCGUACAUUUGUAUAUUUACGCGUAUUUCGCGAUAGAUAUAAUUAACGGACUGUUCAAACAGACUGCGUAAUCCAUCGCAUUUUUUUACUGCCUCGAAUUCUGCCAGAAAUCUGUCGAAGAUGGAUUUUGCAAAGUAUCUGUUAUAAAUCUCAUUAUUCUAUAAUUUUGUCAGCGAUGGAUGAGGAAAGCAAUGUGGAUAUGUCCUAUUUGAGCUGUGAUAUAAAUGGUACGAGAUACAUUUACAAACUUACACCAUCGACCAUAGACAUUACGAAGGACCCAAUAUCAAGUGAAGAGCAAAAUACAAUUGAUACUAUUAAGGACAAUGGAGAAGAACCAAUUUCGCUAGUGUGUUUGAACGGGCAGAUAUACGCAUUUAAAAAUGGUGUACUUCAAGAGCUGGACAUUAAUCAACUCACAGAGCGGACUAAUUAUCAAGAAAAGGCAUUCUUAAUAUCGAAGGAUACUGAAAACAAUAGGAACGAUUACAUCACUAAUGAGAGUUUAGUAAUGGAAAAUCCAUACAGACAAUCUGAAGAACAGUACGAAAUCGCCACGGAAGAAGCAGCGAAAACUCUUGUUGUAGAGGAUGACAACAUUAACACCGACGAUUUUUUAGAAAUUGUGACUGCUUUCAAAUGUAAAAUGUGUACUUAUCUAUCUCAAGACAAAUUACAACUAUUAGGUCAUAUCCAAAAAUUACAUUUAAAUUCUACUAUAAAUAUUGACCCAAGAGAAGAAACUAAAAAUGCGGAUGAAGUAAGAAUAGUUUAUAUGUGUGCCGAAUGUUCCAACUACUUCCAUUCUUUUGAGGACUAUAGAGAACACAUGAUUAAUGAUCAUCAAUUAACAGACAUUGGGAGCGACGAAGCUGGAAAAGAAAAUUUAACAGAUCUGACGAAUCCUAGCUUAACGGUUGAACAUGGAGGCCAACAUAUCGAAAACAACGAGGAAAAUGCAGUAAAAAUUUCGAAGAGUUUAAAUUCGGAAUAUAUGCGUAAUAAGAAAAUGAUAGACUCAACAGAGAAAAACGUGAAGUGUUCGUAUCAAGGCUGUCCGCACAAAUUCGCUUCAGAAGAAAUUAUGCAGCAACAUAUUCUUUGCCAUACGGAAUUUGAAACUGCUACAACGUUUAAAUGCAGUGUAUGUCGAGACGUGAAGUUUACGAAAUGGCGCCAAUGUAGCUUGCAUUUAUGGAAAAAACAUCAAAUUGAUGUAGGCUUGUUUACCUGCAAGAUUUGCGAAGUCUACAAAAGUGCUACCAUGGUAAAACUCUUAACGCAUAUGAGAGUGCAUAGUGAUACUCGUGACUAUAAGUGUCCUGAUUGCGGGAAAUGUUUCAAACAAGCUAGCCAGUUACGUAAUCAUCGUGUAAUGCAUUUAGAUCGUAAAACGUUAGAAGUAACUCGAUGGUACACUUCCAAAAAAUGCGACUUGUGCGGUAAAACUUAUGCAAACUCGAAAUGUUUAAAGAAUCAUAUUCAAGCUGUACAUUCAAAGUUACGUCCGUAUGUUUGUAAUGUUUGCGGCCAUGCUAGCGCUAGAAAGGCAAUGUUGCAAAUGCAUUUGCGUCAACAUACGGGAGACAAGCCUUUCAGUUGUGAGAUUUGUGACUAUAGAACUGGAGAUCACAAUACUUUACGACGACAUAUUAUGCAACAUACAGGCUUUCGACCAUACAAAUGUCCACAUUGCUCAUAUACCGCGAUACAAAGUAGCAGCUAUAAGAAUCAUUUGAAAUCCAGACAUCCUCUGCUAUCUGGCUUAUUUACGUGCGACUUGUGUCCUUUUAAAACGGUGAAAAAUGAAAGUUAUAUCCAGCACUUGGGAGAUCAUGAAAAAGGUUUAAUCAAAUCUAAUGUGCAGAAAAAAGAUAACGAGAAUGUUGAAGUCUUUCCCGGCAAUAUUGCGGCAGCGCAAUUAGUUUACAGCUGUUUAGGUGCCUAUUCGAAAGAUGGAGAUACGUUAGAAGCUAAUUUAAUGUCUUCCUCAACGUCUGCUGAUGGUACUUCUCAAACAAUUACAAUACAAAUACCAUCGAAACAUCUUCAGAGUUCACUAUCAGCAACAGAAAGUUUAAAUAAAAAUGAUUCUACCAUUGAACAAGAGGAUGAUGAAACAAUGCAUUGCUUUUUAAAAAUUCCUAGAGAAGAGGAAGAAAGCAUAGACACGGGUGGUAUAACAAUACCUGCAGACCCUGAAGAAAGAAGUAUUAGAACCAUUGAUAUUGAAGGUGAUAUUGUUGAUAUUGAAGAGACGAGAAACUUAACAAUCAGUGAUAUUGAAGAACCGAAUGUGACAAAUAUUGAUAUUGAUUCGUGAAAUUAUACAAAUAAUUGAAGUUUCAUAAAAAAAUGUCCUCCAAUAUGUUCAAGAUAAAAAAUAAAACAAUCAUUCUUAUUAUACUAAAGACAUCCUAAUCAUGUAUUAUUUAAUAAUUAUACUUUUCCAAUAAAGUGAUAAAAUUAAUCUCGA